AUGGCGGACCCACCUCAAAGAAUCACCUUGAAGGAGGCCGGAGCUCCUGAUCUUGACUUACAUGGGGCAGAUGAAGCCGCAGUGUUGGUCUUCGCUUUCCCUUUCUCUUUGGAGGGAAAAGCGAAGGAGUGGUUUUAUACUCAACCAGGGCAACAAAUUCCUCAAGCUUUGAUAAAUGCUCCAUCUCAAGCUCUAAGGAUCGAAGGACCAUCAAGGAUAUAUGAUGUUUGUGCUUGUAACACUCAUUACACCGAUGAAUGCCCUCAACUCCAAGAGGACACUACAUUGGCGGUAGCCAACCCUUAUACACAAAGACCAAAUUACAACCAAAGAUCCUACCAACACGGAGGCAAUCAAAACAAAGGGUGGAGGGAUAAUUCAACUCAAAGGUGGAACCAAGCUUUUCAAGCUCAUCUCAAUCAAAACGCUCAAGUCUACUACCAUCAAUAUCCCCAAGGUCAACCACAAUACCAACAACCCCCACAAUCUCAACCUCAAGGGAAGUACCAACACCCACAUAGUAGGCCUAGCCCUCUUCAAGUUAACCAAGCCCUUCCCUCCAAUCAACCUCACAUGAAUGACACAAUUCAUACCUUCAUGAAAGAACAGCAAGAGUUCCAUAAGAAACAAGAGGCAUAUAUGGCUACAAUAGCCGAAGCCCUUUCCCGCUUAACUCUCCCUCCUCAAACCACACAAAACACCCAACAAGCUUCAACCUCGAGUAGUUUACCCUCUCAACAUCAACCCAAACCUAAGGGUAGCAUUAAUGCCAUUACCCUUAGGAGCGGCACUAAACUGGAUAAGAAUGUUGCUAUGCCUACAAAGUUGAGCGAAGAAACAAACAAUGAAGAGGUAGGAGAUGAAGUGGAGGGGAUGAGGUAUGAAGAUGAAAGUGUUGACAAAAGCGAGAAAGAACCACCCAAGGUUAAGGAGCCAAAGAGAAAGACCUUGCUUGAAGAGCCUUUGCCCAUUCCAUUCCCAACUUUAGCCAAGAAGGCCAAGAAACAAGAAGAACUUGUCCCCAAUAUGGUGAAAGUUUUUAAGAAGGUUGAAGUCACUGUCCCCCUCUUCCAAGCCAUUCAACAAGUGCCUAAAUAUGCCAAGUUCCUUAAAGAUGUUUGCACUCACAAAGACAAACUUGGCAACCUCAACACAAAGCCGGUAGAUGAUUCUAUCUCUUCUUUACUUCCUGAAAAAUGCAAUGAUCCCGACCCAUGUUUGGUCACUUACUUGAUUGGUGGGAUAAAAUUCAUGGACUGUAUGUGUGAUCUGGGGGCGUGCGUAAGCAUUAUGCCACUCUCUAUUUAUGAAAGAUUGAAUUUGUCACCCCUAAAGAGGUCCGGGGCGAGGUUUGUGCUAGCCGAUAAAAGUAUUGUGUUAGUUGUGGGGAUUGCAGAGAAUGUGUUAGUUGAUAUUCAAGGAUUGCUCUUUCCAGUUGAUUUUCACAUUUUGGAGACCCCUCCCAUUGAUUCCAACAAGCCAUCGUCCAUACUCCUUGGAAGACCAUUCCUAAAAAUAGCCCGUUUCAAGCUAGAUGCACAUUCGGGAGUCUAUUCUUUCGAGUUGGAUGGCAAGUUAGUCAAGUUCACUUUGGAGGAGUCCCACAAGCCCGUUCUUGAAGCUUAUUCUAUUUUUGGGUGCGACAUCAUUGAAGAUCAAGUGAUUGAGGAUGGCAAAGAGUAA
Molecule: messenger RNA, 1683 nt
Organism: Arachis ipaensis
Lineage: Eukaryota; Viridiplantae; Streptophyta; Magnoliopsida; Fabales; Fabaceae
Source: RefSeq, a predicted model, not a curated record